AUGGCGGCUGCACCCGUCAGGCAGCGCUCCGGGCCAGGGGGACCCCGGGCGCAGCUCCCGCCCUGCUACUACGAAGGAUACCUGGAGAAGCGAGGACCGAAGGAAAAGGCGUCCAGGCGACUGUGGACCUGCCUGUGUGGGAAUUCUUUGUAUUUCUUCAAUAAUGCCAAGGAUGCUCAUUAUGUGGAGAAGCUGGACCUCGGUGGGUUUGUGUCCCUGAAGGACGACUACAGCCGGGACAGAAACCUGGAGGCAGCCAGACUCAUCCUGCGCAUGAAAGAUGGAGAGACAAAACUCACAGCACCUAACUUGGAGUCCAGGGAGCUGUGGAAAGGUUUCCUGUACUCUGUCAUAGAUCUGAAUGUCCCGUCCUGUCUCACGCUGCUGCCCGGCCAGCUGCAGAUGCUGAAGGAGGUGGUGGACAAAGAGAGGUCCAGGCGGAGAACUCGCACUCCCACGCGUGCUCCUCCCUCGCCCCUCUCUGUGCCUUUAGUGGGAGAGAUCCCACCGUGCUUUCGCCCGGUGUCUCGAACAGAGGCUGAAGUCCUCCUGGAGAGACACCCAGACUGCGGCAACAUGUUGCUCCGUCCGGGCAGAGACGGGUGCUCACUGGCUGUCACUACUCGGCAGGACCUCAAUGGGUCGGUGUUCAGACAUUACCGUGUUACUCAGAGGGACCAGGGUGGUUAUGUUAUUGAUGUAGAAAAUCCGAUCCCCUGUGCUGACCUUCACGAGGUCAUCGACGCUCUGGUAGAGAAGACAGCAGGAACUCUGCAGCCUUUCCUCCUGGAGGAGCCUUACGAGGAGAACAUCACAUAUGUGUCCGCCAAUGAUGAGAAUGGGGAAAGGAUCCUCCACACUGCCCCCUCCAGCCCCCUGCCAAAGGCUCCCGCCCUGCCUCCAAAACAAGAUCGUUGGCCCAGCAGCCCCCUGUCCAGGUCUCCUGCCCCUGACCGCCGCAUCCUAACCUCGCCUGUGCCGGCCUCGCCCACCAACCCGAUGAGACGGCUCAUCCUCUCCCCUUCACCUCUCACACAGACACUCAACGAGGAGCUGAAAAUGAAGCUGGAGAAAAGACGAGCCAGUCAGGAGUGA
Molecule: messenger RNA, 1095 nt
Organism: Chelmon rostratus (copperband butterflyfish)
Lineage: Eukaryota; Metazoa; Chordata; Actinopteri; Chaetodontiformes; Chaetodontidae
Gene: stap2a
Product: signal transducing adaptor family member 2a
Exons: 11
Coding region: 1-1095 (364 amino acids)
Molecular function (GO): signaling adaptor activity
Source: RefSeq, a predicted model, not a curated record